AUGGUGCUCUCGUGGCCCUUGGUCGUCUUCUUCGCAGUCACCGCCGUUGGCGUCGCACUCUUCAGGCUCCCAGUUGAGAAGAUUUUAAAGGACUUUCUGGUUUGGAUCAAGGAGAACUUGGGUCCAUGGGGUCCUUUGGUGCUAUUGCAGCCUAUCUUCCCUGGUGAUAGUGUUGUGGAUCAGCUUAUCGAGAUAAUAAAAGUUCUUGGUACUCCAGCACGUGAGGAAAUCCAAUGUAUGAAUCGAAACUACACCGUGUUUGUAUUUCGUCAUAUCAAAGCUCAUCCAUGGCACAAUUUCACGAUCGUCCUGCUGCUGAGGCACCUGGUGAUGGUUGGAGCGGCCAACCAGUUCGCCUUCAGCCUCCUCACAGUAUACUGGCUGCGGGCGAGCGGGAUCUUGCUUCCGUUUCUACGUUGUCAUGAGGCUCAUCUCCGUGAUCCAGCAGGGACAGAGGCAGUACCACCUGCAGCUGCUCCAGCUUCUUGGUACAUUGAGUAG
Molecule: messenger RNA, 501 nt
Organism: Miscanthus lutarioriparius
Lineage: Eukaryota; Viridiplantae; Streptophyta; Magnoliopsida; Poales; Poaceae
Source: the annotation of a GenBank genome assembly